Molecule: messenger RNA, 528 nt
Organism: Penicillium coprophilum
Lineage: Eukaryota; Fungi; Ascomycota; Eurotiomycetes; Eurotiales; Aspergillaceae
Product: alpha/beta fold family hydrolase
Exons: 2
Coding region: 1-528 (175 amino acids)
Source: RefSeq, a predicted model, not a curated record
AUGUGGAAGGUUGAACAUUACCUUGCUAUAUUGGAAACAUCCCAUUUUGGAAAUACUUGCGCCAUUGUCAUAUCGGCAUGUCUGCCGGUUUUGUUCGCAGCUUCGGGUGACAUCGAUCUUCCUACUGGGGUUGCUCAGGUUCCAUUUGUCGCGGGAAAUACCUCUCUGCCUCUUUCUGAGCGGCUUGAGGCUCUGCAGUCUGCUUUCUUUGUUCGGGGUCACGACGCCCAUGUCUGGCUGGACGGAUGGUAUCAUGAUGUUCUUGCCAUGGAACACGCUGCAGUGGAGAAAUAUGGUAGCUUGAAGGAACACUGGGCUGGUGGGGAUAAUACGCAGGUUCUGGAGUUGAUCCCUGCGGAGGAUCCAUUCCAGCCUAGUAAUCAGUGGAACGUGACCUCUACGAGGUACCCGGAGCGUGCUACAUCUGUUAUUAUUGCUGAUGCUACUUAUGCACUUUUUCCUGAACAGCCAAGAGCUGUCGUGGAAGCUGCCUUGCCGUGGUUGAAACAACAGAGCUCGAAGUUGUGA